Messenger RNA from Cyphellophora europaea CBS 101466, 1227 nucleotides. RefSeq lists its product as uncharacterized. The transcript is spliced from 4 exons. NCBI's taxonomy places the organism in Eukaryota, Fungi, Ascomycota, Eurotiomycetes, Chaetothyriales, Cyphellophoraceae. The coding region runs from base 1 to 1227 and encodes 408 amino acids. Gene Ontology annotation, molecular function: iron ion binding; 2 iron, 2 sulfur cluster binding. The record is from RefSeq and is a predicted model, not a curated record.
AUGAAUAGUCCACUUGAGGCUCUCAAUGGGCAUGGCUCGCAAGACAAGAAAAAUGCUGCAGUCGAGGCUCUCAGCAGCACCUUGCCAGCAUCCUGGUACUCGACGAAGAGCAUCUUUGACCUUGAACGCCGAGCCAUCUUCUCCCGGCAUUGGUUAUUAGUGUCGCACGAAUUGCGCUUUGGAGGCAUUGGAAGCUAUGCGAGCUACACGAUUGCCGGUUUCCCCGUCCUCAUCAUCCGUGACAGGGAAGCCACUUUGAAUGCUUAUCUGAAUGUCUGCCGGCAUAGGGCGUUCCCAGUCGUGUUGCAGGAUGAAGGUACAGCAAACAUACUACACUGCAAGUAUCACGGCUGGUCGUACGGAUUGAAAGGCAACCUUGCAAAAGCUCCCAAGUUCGAGUCGCUUUCCUCCUUUGAUAAGGACAAAUACUCGCUCUUUCGAGUGCAUCUCAAGACCGACAAACGUGGCUUUCUGUGGGUCAAUCUCGAUAGUGCCGAGCAACCAGAAGUACGAUGGGAGGACUCCUAUGCCGAGUCCGACACGAAUCCCAGGCUUGAGGAACUACCAGUCAGCAACUACAAGUACGACCACUCGUGGAAAGUGCCUGGAGAGUAUAACUGGAAGGCAUACGUGGACAACUACAACGAGUGCUAUCAUUGCUCCGUUGCGCAUCCGGGCGUCGUGGCAACCACAAACCUCGACACGUACGACGUCAAGACCAUCAGUCGAUUCAUCGAGCACUACUCCGAUGCUCUUGGCACCGACAACGCAGGCACUGUCGCACCUACUUACUACUUUCCCAAUGCGUCUUACAUUAUAACGUCCCAUUACUUCUACUUGAUGCGUGUGGUCCCCAUCAAUGAGCACCAAACAUCGAUGGAGUACGAAGUCUUCAGAAACAAGAAAACCUCUGAUGCUAUCUUCUUGGAGAUCGACAAGUUUUUCAAACAAAUCGAGGCUGAGGACCGCUUCCUCUGCACCAACGCGCAGAAGAACCUGAACUCCGGUGGCUAUGUCAGUGGUCCGCUGCAUCCACACAAUGAGAAGGGAGUGCUGUACUUCAAGUCACUGAUCAAGGAUACGCUCAUAGAGCAUCGUGGUCGGGAGAGGGCCAAGGGUGAGGAUAUCAACGCAGCUUCGAGAAGAACAGACGAUCACAGCACCAAGGAAGAAGAGGCAUUCUGUCAAGAUCUAUGCGCGCCAUCACGGUCCGAGCUCGCUUGGUAA